This is a messenger RNA of Phaeodactylum tricornutum CCAP 1055/1, 1032 nucleotides long. RefSeq lists its product with no specific name. NCBI's taxonomy places the organism in Eukaryota, Bacillariophyta, Bacillariophyceae, Surirellales, Neidiaceae. The transcript has a single exon. The record is from RefSeq and is a predicted model, not a curated record. Bases 1 to 1032 code for a protein of 343 amino acids.
AUGUCGGAUGGCAAUUCGAAAACAAACGACUCGAAAAGCAAAACAACAAGCAACUUGGGGCCACGAGAAGAGUCUGAAGUUCAGGAAUUCCAGACAGGGAGCACUAGACGACGACCAACCACGCGGCAUUCCUCUAAGACCAUCCAGGAUGACGCGUCGCUACAAGACCCAGCCGCGUUCGUAUCUUCUGUUCUUUACGGAUGGAACGAUAUCCUAGCUGACCGUCAUGGUGGUAUAUCCCCUUUGCCCCCGCAAGAGACUGUACAAACGAAAGACCAGCAAAGCAACGUUAAGAGCCUUGGAAAGCAAGACGCAACCCCUCACAUUCCACCAGCACCCGAACGACAAACACAGCACAAAGAAACGACCGAAACCAAGGCACCGGUACCCCCCAUCGCCACCAGAAUUGCUGCACGAAUCGACGAUUUUAUCCCGAAUGACCCACGAUCCAUUCAAGAAACUCAGCUUUAUCGAUCAGCGUACAAACUCAUUCAAUGGCAACGAGACAACUAUUUGGUCGGGACUGAGUAUGCCGAUUGGCGCAAGCAAGAUCGACAACGCGCCGCUCAGCAUCAUCACGAAACGUUGUCUUCGUCUACGAGAAAUCUCGUAACACGCGCAACGAAAUCACUCAACCCUCGCACGUUUUGGAAUCGAACACCAUCGUCUUCCGUUUUCUCCACAAAAGCAGCGGACCAACUGGUGUACGAUCCUACAGCAGCUAGUCACGGACAAAUGGCUUCCCUCGCCAGUUCUUUCAUUCCAUCCGACACUGUUGUAAAAGCUGUUGCGCCACUUGUGGCUGCCUUGCCAACUGGAUUUUUGUAUCCAACCAUUCACCAGGCUACCGUUGGUCUCAUUGUCAGUCAACAACUCACGGUCGAUCGUGCGACGAAAACAGCCAUUCUCGGGGUUCUGCAAAAUCCUGCUAACCGAAUCAAAAUCAAAACGUCCACUUCUGGAGCUAUACACAACAGGCUCGGAGCAAGCAAGUCUGAAGAGCGGGUUACUGGAGAUAGUCACUACCGAUAG